Mesocricetus auratus (golden hamster) is the source of this 1660-nucleotide messenger RNA. RefSeq names its product alpha-1-B glycoprotein (gene A1bg). The transcript has 7 exons. The coding region runs from base 1 to 1545 and encodes 514 amino acids. The record is from RefSeq and is a predicted model, not a curated record. NCBI's taxonomy places the organism in Eukaryota, Metazoa, Chordata, Mammalia, Rodentia, Cricetidae.
AUGUCUCUGCUGACCACUGUGCUGCUGCUCUGGGGUAAGACGUCCUGGGACCUAAAACCUCUCUGGGCAGAUGGCACCAGUGAAGCUAUCCUACGGCUAGACCCUCAGUCCCUGCUGGAACCCUGGGCAAACCUGACACUGACCUGUGAGGCUUCCUUCCCUACCAAGAGCUUCCAGCUGAUCAUGAAUGGAUGGCGCCUGCAUCAGGUCAACCUUCAAAAGUAUGUUCUGUCACACCAGUUCCCACUGGGGCCAAUUACAAGUAGCAACAGUGGCCUCUACCGCUGCCGAUACGGCGUGGAGCCCCCAACUACUGAACUGAAUGAGCUGAACAAGUGGACAAUGCUAAGCAAUCUUGUAGAGGUGACAGGGACAGAGCCCUUGCCCCGACCCUCACUUUCUGUUCAGCCGGUGCCCUGGGUGGUCCCUCUCCUGGGAACACACCUGCGGUGUCACUCUGCACUGCGGGGUGUAACUUUCAUGCUGAGGUUGGAAGGAGAUGACAGUUUCCUGAAGGAGAUCACAGCCCAAGACAAGGACCAAGCCUGGUUUGCAGUCUACAAACCCGGCACCUACAGCUGUAGCUACCGUACUCACGCAGAAGGCACACCUUCUGAGCCCAGCGCUCCUGUGAUCAUCAAGGCCUACACCAAACCGCCUCCGCCCAUUCUGGAUUUUUUUGGAAAUUACCCACAAGUCAAGUUCCAGACCACACUUGAGAUCCUUGCCUGCAGAGCUCCUAUGAAUGUACAUGACUUCCAACUCAGGCGGGGUGAGAGGGUGCUAAACGUUCGUGGGGUCAGCCCUCUCCGAGAUCUCAUGAUCUACCACUUGAACUUUACGGAACUGGAGGACCAGGGCCCUUUUACCUGCCGCUACCGUAUCCACAGAAAGGUGGAGGGUUGGUCGGAAGACAGUGAGCCGGUAGAGCUGAUGUGGAGUGAUGAGACACUACCGGCCCCCGUGCUCACCGCAGAGCCGUCGAGUAAGAACCUUGAACCUGGCUCCACCGUGCGUCUUCGAUGUACUGCACCCAAGGACGGCCUCCGUUUUGGCCUACAACGACAGGGUGACAUAAUAGAGGAUCCCCUGAUCCAGAUGCUGAAACCGGCUGGAACCGAAGCUGUCUUCGAGCUGCACGAUGUCUCAACAAUAGACUCUGGCAACUACAGUUGUGUCUACAUGGAACAGACACCACCCUUCUCGGGAUCCGCUCCUAGCAAGAUCUUGGAGUUGCUUGUGAAUGGGCCACCACCUAAGCCAAAGCUCGAAGCUCUGUGGACAGGCAAAGUGCCUCUGGGCCAUGAAGCCAAAUUUCGCUGCCAUGGCCAUGUGCCCAAGGUCAGCAUGGAGCUGGUGCGCGAGGGCUACCGUUUACCCUUCUGGAUGAGCUCAGCAAUGAGAAGCACCUGGGCUGAGCUGAAGCUGCCCUUCGUGGGUCCCCAACACACAGGCAACUACAGCUGCCGCUAUACCGCCGAGUCACCCUUCGAGUUCGUCUCAGGGACCAGCGACCCUGUGGAGCUGAUAGUAGAAGAUAUCUGAUGCGGGUGCAGUUACGGGGGAAAAAAUGAUGUCCUUGGAAAAGGUGGAAGAUCGGGAGAAUUCCCAUUCCUCCAGCUGUAAGAUGCCUUCCCUUGAAUCUCUCUGGACUUAAUAA